Molecule: messenger RNA, 882 nt
Organism: Brachypodium distachyon (stiff brome)
Lineage: Eukaryota; Viridiplantae; Streptophyta; Magnoliopsida; Poales; Poaceae
Exons: 3
Coding region: 142-576 (144 amino acids)
Source: RefSeq, a predicted model, not a curated record
GUACGUACGUGUGAGUCCUUGCGUCUGUACUGUGUCACGCUCGGCCUGUGUAUAAAAAACUGCAAUCCGCCAACAAACCUCUCCACCACUCUCCUAUUAUCGAUCCAUCCACUGCACCUGACAUAUACAUACGACCACUAUAUGGACAUCGAGAUGGAGAGGAUGAUGGGGUGCAAGAUUCCGGCGUUCGGGUUGUGGAACUACUGCAGCGACCACCUGCCCACGACGCACUACUUGGACCUCGCAAUGCAGGCCAGGCUGCUCAACCGUCGUCAGCUGGAACAAGCACGGCUACCGCCCGGUUCCUUCAACAGCACCUCUUCCCAGUCUCCACGCAAACCCGCCCAAAUCAAGGUGAUAAGGACACAAGUGGAUCAGAAGCAGAGCAACGCCGGCGGGCUGCUGCAGGAGGACAUCAGACUGUCUGAUAGUGCAACCAGGCGUCAUAGGGCUGCUGUGGACGAGGAUCUCUACAAGGUGCCACCACCGCUCAUCUACCACAAACCUAGAAGAAAGAUGAGGAAUGUGGUCUGGAGUUUGUGGAUUGGAUGCCUCGGACUGGACUGCAUUGCCUAGCUAACUAAACAUGAAGAAUAAAGAUUAUGUGUGACUUCAAGCUACACAAUAAUUAUGAAUCAUGCCCGUAAGGGCCGGCGGCCCUGCUUCUCUUCGUCCCUAAUUAAUUAUUUGCUCUCCAGAUAGUUUUCCAUUAUCAGCCGAGCUAUUCUAUGAUUUUUAUUUUCUUUUUUCCAUCACCACUAGUUGAUAUGUAAAUCGUGCAAUUAUCAUUUUAACUGCGAACUUUCAUGCAAGUUCCACGGAUGUGCCCAUUUAUCUCCACAUAUUCUGUAUGGAGUUUUAUGCACAGAAUUAGUUCAAAAA